GCCGUUUUGUUUAUGUGGAGCGGGGGGCAGCCCGGGUGCGAAGGUCUGCAAGCGCAGCCGGCCGUGGGGACUAGAUAAAGCCCGGCUGCCACACCGAAGCGGUCGCGCUGCCAUGGACACCGCUGCGGAGAGCGCCGAGCGCGCGCACAGCCCAGCGUGCCCAUCCCCGCGCAGCCUCCACCCGCCGCCAGCGCAGCCCGGGUCCGAGGGCUUCUGGAGACCUUGGCUUCGAACCCCAGGCGAGAAAGAGGAGCGGGCGGAGCCCCAUGCUGCAGAGACUUUGCCCAGUGGCCCUGAAGUGACUGAAGCCUCAGGGAAGCUUUCUCAAUACCGACACCCUGUCAGACUGUUCUGGCCCAAGUCCAAGUGUUAUGAUUACUUAUAUCAAGAAGCAGAAACUCUUCUGAAAAAUUUCCCAAUUCAAGCUACGAUUUCGUUUUACGAAGAUUCUGAUAGUGAAGAUGAAGUUGAGGGGCUGGCCUGUGAAAAUUAGUCUAAUUAGUUACUUCUUGUAACAUUUGAACUGUGGAGGAUUUGAAUUUUGUGUAUACAUGUAUCAUAAACUUUUUAAACUAAUUUAUUUGUAUAUAAAUUAUUAAUAAAAAAAUAGUUUGUAAUCAGUA
Molecule: messenger RNA, 623 nt
Organism: Peromyscus californicus insignis
Lineage: Eukaryota; Metazoa; Chordata; Mammalia; Rodentia; Cricetidae
Gene: Ripply2
Product: ripply transcriptional repressor 2
Exons: 4
Coding region: 113-493 (126 amino acids)
Biological process (GO): embryonic pattern specification; negative regulation of transcription by RNA polymerase II
Cellular component (GO): nucleus
Source: RefSeq, a predicted model, not a curated record